AUGAAACCGGUCGCGGCGUACCUAUUGUCCAUUCCCUUACUGGCGGCACACCUUUCCGCAGCUGUGUCAAUAGACUGUGAAAAUAUUCGAGUGGACAACAAGAAAUUCGACCUAUCCAAGCUUGCCGGGCGGCAUUCCAUCAGUGUCCACGACACUUCAAGACCACCGGCGGAAUACAACACCACCUGGACACUGGAUCUUUGCGCACCGCUUAAAAAGCUCAAAGCUGUUCCAGAUUCAGAUCAAUGCCCAUCAGGGACACGAGUGUGUGGGGUUGUCAGGUCGUGGAACGCCGUGGAUGACCCGGAGCAGAAGCACGUCCAAGUCGAAAAUGUGAUCCCGGUAGCUGGCAACUUCGAGUCCAGUACCGGCAAGAGUCUGGCUCCCAAAGUCUCGCGACUGAAAGCCCAGGACUCGAAGUCGGACGGUCUCCAGAUCGAACUGAACGGCGGUUACUACAAUAAAAAGAAACAACGAGCUGUGAUUCAGCUACAGUGCGAUAAAGAACGAACAGGUGACGAAGAGAAGAGGAGGUUGGCGCGAGAUGAAGACGACGACGGAGAAGAGGACGACCAACCCGAACCCGAAUCCCCCACAGCUAGUCUAUCAUUCAUAAGUUAUGGACCGGUCGAAGGCAAGGAACAGAUUGAGGUGCUCCGACUUGACUGGAAAACCAAGUAUGCGUGCGAAAGCUAUGCCGACAGUGACGAGGCGAAGAAGAGCGGUUGGGGCUUUUUCACUUGGUUUGUCUUGAUCGGGUUCCUGGGCGUCGCCGCGUAUUUGAUCUUCGGUUCCUGGCUCAAUUACAGCCGUUACGGAGCGCGUGGAUGGGAUUUGCUGCCCCACGGCGACACCAUUCGCGACAUUCCAUACAUCGUCAAGGACCUGUCGCGCAAGGUGGUGGACACAGUUUCGGGCAGCGGAUCUAGAGGGGGGUACAGUGCUGUAUGA
This is a messenger RNA of Capronia epimyces CBS 606.96, 951 nucleotides long. RefSeq lists its product as uncharacterized. Lineage: Eukaryota; Fungi; Ascomycota; Eurotiomycetes; Chaetothyriales; Herpotrichiellaceae. The transcript has 3 exons. The coding region runs from base 1 to 951 and encodes 316 amino acids. The record is from RefSeq and is a predicted model, not a curated record.